CCCGGAUGCUGACGCAGCUUCACAGCAGAUAUGAUCGCUAUCAUUAUAACUAGCGUGUGACGAUUCUAACGGUGAUGAUAAUGCCAGUUCUCCCGCAAUAUUGAGUUAUCGCAUGUGUGCGUGCAUCAAAGAAACCACACUUAAUUAAAUAUUGUUCCAGUUUGCAAUGAGUGGUCUUUGAGUGGUGUGUGCAUCUAGCUCCUUCUAAACGGACAUCAUCUAAUUUAAUUGUUCUGAUCGGACAAGUUUCAGUGGUUUCCAUCGUUUAUUAAUUAGCACCUAAGAGCAGAACAAUAUUUUACAUGGUCCUUCGAGCCGGAUUAGGCAACUUCUGAAUUAAUAUAAUGUCCAUACAUAGUGAGGAGAUUAGUGAUGCUACUGUUCGCUCUCGACGCCGAACACAGAUGCCAAAGUACCUUGAUGACUAUGAGGUGGAUUAUGUGCCAGAGCAGCCAUCAGCACACAAACCCUCAGACCACUCCAACGUGGGAGAACAGCCAAUAGGGGCGACAGGAGGUCCAUUACCGCUUCACAACCCCCUGGUUGCUGGCAUUGAUCACUUUGCUGCCUAUGAGGGGAAUUCACAUUUCUCACCUGAAGCACUGGAGAUGCGCCUUAAGGAACUGGAGAAAGAGAACCGUCAACUUAGACGUGACCUCAGUGAACACUCAGCAGCUCACACUUCAAGAUCAUUGUCUCCAUCUCAACCAUUUCAUUCAUCCAGACAUUUGACGUGCAAUAUGGAGAAUCGAAUAUCUACCUCACCAUCACACCACAGAGUAACGUCAACAAGAGAUCAAAGCGAUCCACGUUAUGAAGGAGAAAGGUCAGUGAAACACAGUGAGGAUAAGUUGCACUCAGAACGUCAAUGUGAUAGAAUAGAUGAGAUCAUUCAUGAGCUUCAGAGGAUGAAAGCGGGUUCCAAGCAAUCUAGAACAAUCUCGCCAUCGCCUGAGCGUGCAGUAACACCCCAGAGGGCAGAUCAUGCGGAUGAAAGUUACCAUCCCUCGAGACAUCAAUCCUCACACUAUUACAGCCCUACCUCCAGGCAGCAGAGACCAUUUGUGCCUUAUCAUUCUUCAUUGCCAAUCAGUCAAGAGAACACUUAUCGUGGUCCAACCCCUACCAUUCCUAACUUCACCAAAGAGGAUCCACGUGAGUUUGCCAGGUUAAAGGUAGCUCUUGACAAUCUCCUGCCUGCUGAUGCCAAAGAGCACUUUAAGUUCCAAAUAUUGAUGGACCACUUGAAGUUUGAGGAAGCAUUGCUCAUUGCUGACUCCUACAGUAACAGCAGGUACCCUUAUACUCAUACCAUGCAGGCACUAACCGAACUCUAUGGGCAACCCCAUCAACUCGCACUUCAACGCAUUGCUGUUAUGAUGGAUGGGCCCAGCAUAAGAAGUGGUGACACCAGAGCAUUCAGGCUUUUUGCACUAAAGGUGCGAGCCCUCGUUGGAAUGUUGGAUCAGUUAGGAGAUCCUGGACGUACAGAACUGGCUUGUGGGUCGCACGUCUCCCGCCUCCUAGCUAAACUACCUCACGAUCUCAGAGCAAACUUUAAGAGGUAUGUCAAUCCACUCAAGACACCUAUCCCUACCUUGCUUGAAUUUGCAGAAUGGCUGGAGUAUGAGGUGAGGGUACAAGAGGACGGUACCCAGUUCGGUAUUGACCCUGGUAGAGAGAGACUGAGCUUCCGCAAAGACCAGCAAAGAGUGCCUAAAGUAGCACACAAAUCUACUGCCAUCUUCCAUGGAAGUGAGCAAAGUCCAGUUUCCAAGGUUGAAGAGGUUCGUCGGAAUACAGUUUCAGAGGUGAGAUCACUAGAGAAACCAAAGAAAUACUGCCCCUUCUGUAAUACAACUCAGCACUAUCUCAAUCAGUGUUCAAACUUCAAGCUGCUGACCAAAGAGCAGAUUGUUACCUGGAUCAGAUCCAAUCAGAGAUGUUGGAAAUGUGGGCGCGAACACCAAGCAGGUCAGUGUACUCUUAAAGCGAAGUGCAAGAAGUGUCAAAGGAGACAUCUAGAAAUUCUGCAUGAGGCCAACAAUGAAAUGAGUGCUAAUGCCACCAAAGAAACGGGAGAGAUCACCCAGUCUACCAGCAACACGAUAGAAACUCUGUAUGUUGAUAGACCUACUGGCAGCAGUAAAGUAUUACUGAAAUUGUGCAGAGUCCUCAUACGCAACGGAGACUUUUCACUAGAUACAUACGCAUUACUAGAUGAUGGUUCAGAGCGCACAAUACUUCUCCAUGAAGCAGCUCAGCUACUCAACCUCAAUGGUAAACCCGAAGACCUGUCUCUUCGCACAGUGCGCCAAGACAUCCGCAUUAUUCAUGGCUUCACAGUAUCAUUCUCAGUGAGUCCAGCUACACAACCAGAUCGCAACUUCACAAUAAGAAGAGCUUUCACAGCGGAGGAGCUUGGAUUAGCCCCUCAUUCCUACCCAAUUGAAAUGCUCCAGAAUAAAUAUCGCCAUCUCAGAGGCCUACCUCUUCAGUCAAUUGACCAUGCAAGGCCAUUACUGCUCAUUGGGUCAGAUUACCCACAACUGAUCACCCCUAUUGAGCCAGUUCAUUUGGGACCCCCCGGAGGUCCAGCGGCUGUGAAAACUAAUUUGGGAUGGACACUCCAAGGUCCAUCAAAGUUCCUUGAACACGUCCCACAUACACAACAGUGCUUGUUCACAUCUGUAAGCCUUACGCCUAAUGAUCUAUACAGUCAAGUGGAGCGGUUGUGGCAGAUGGAUAUCUUGCCCUACCAAAAUGAACGACUUGUGACGAGGUCAAAGCAAGAUGCAGAAGCUGUGCGUAUUCUGGAGGAGAAAACCAUCAGGGUUGAAGUUGAAGAUGUGCAAAGAUACGCUACCCCUCUCCUCUGGAAAGUCAGUCCUCCACCUCUAGCUUCCCCAAAGGAAGCGGUAAUGCCUCAUUUGAGAAGGACUGAAAAUCAGCUGGCACAGAGCUUAGAGAAAUCCCAAGCAUAUACAUCUGAGAUGAACAGGCUGCUAGAAUCAGGCUAUGUGAGAAAAAUUCCCAAAUCCACAGCUGUACAGACUCCAGGGUGGUACAUUCCACAUCACAUGGUCCACCACAACGGAAAGAACAGGAUGGUAUUCAAUUGUUCUUUCAACUUCCAAGGGCUGAACUUGAAUGAAUAUCUCCUUCCUGGGCCAACUCUGGGUGCUACCUUGCUGGGAGUACUUCUCCGUUUCAGAGAGUAUGCAGUAGCCAUUAGCAGUGACAUAAAGGGGAUGUUUCAUCAGGUGCGUCUCCUACCCGAAGACCAACCAUUCUUGCGAUUCCUUUGGCGACACCUGAAACCAACCAAUGCACCUGAUGUCUAUCAGUGGUCAGUGUUACCCUUUGGCACCACGUGCAGCCCCUGCUGUGCAACCUUUGCUCUUCGGAAACAUGUUGCUGAUCACAGCCAACCAGAUAAUGAGGUACGAGUAGCAGUAGAUCGUUGUUUCUAUGUGGACAACUGGUUGCAAAGUGUCCGCUCUCUUGAGAUUGCCAGACAAUUAGUGGAUGAAAUGCGACAUCUGCUGGCCAAGGGUGGAUUUGAACUGCGUCAAUGGGCUAGUAACACUCCCCAACUGCUGCAACACCUGCCGCAGCAAAUCAGGUCAGAGAAACAUGAGCUUUGGUUUAGUUCAGACAGAGCCGACCCCCAGGAACGCACACUAGGACUUAGGUGGCAGUGCAGAUCCGACACCCUUGGUUAUAAACAUGGCCAUGUUGUAAAAACUGAGCCCACUAUGCGACACAUAUAUAGCAUCCUUUCCAGUCAGUAUGAUCCACUUGGAUUCAUCACCCCAUUUACCACUAGAGCUAAGAUCAUAGUCCAGAGGCUCUGGGACAAAAAAAGAGAAUGGGAUGACCCUGACCUGCCCACUGACCUCAAAAAUGCAUGGCUCACAUGGGAAGAUGAGCUUCCACAACUUUCCUGUGUCACACUGCCCAGAUGCUACACAACAAAGGUAGAUCCAUUGACCAGCUCAAGAACUGUGCACACCUUCUGUGAUGCCUCAGAGCGAGCGUAUGGAGCUGUAGCCUAUCUCCGCACGGAAGAUAGCAAAGGACAGAUAGAGGUGUCAUUCUUGGCAGCUAGAUCGCGAGUAGCUCCAAAGAAGCAGCAAACAAUUCCCCGACUUGAGCUAUGCGCUGCUUUAACUGGAGCACAAUUGGCAGCAGUUCUGAAAAGAGAGCUCACACUGGACAUCAGCAGUUUCAGAUACUGGACUGAUUCUACAACCGUUCUUAACUGGCUUCAAUCAGACUCAUGCCAUUUUAAAGUGUUUGUAGGAACGAGAGUUGCGGAGAUUCAAGAGCUAACUGAUUCACAUUUAAGGUCCUAUGUGCCCUCACAAGACAACCCUGCUGAUGAUAUUACUCGUGGCCUGUCACUGGCUCAGCUAGCCGAACCUACCCGCUGGAAGAAUGGCCCAGAAUUUUUGCAAAAACCUCUAUCGUCUUGGCCCAAAAUGCCCAAUCUGGAGCCAGCCGACACUUCAAAGGAACUGCGUAAACCAGUAUCCUUCCAUCUAAUAGCUCAGGGUGACCAGCAUUCAGUCAUUGCAUCUCAAUUUGACAACUUUCAAGAGCUUGUAAAUGCAACUGCCAGAUCCCUUCACGGGGCGGCCAGUUCCACAGACACUUUCACUGCUGACACGUAUAAGAAAGCCGAGCUCCGAAUUAUUCAACAGUCUCAAAUGGAGAGUUUUCCUGAUGAAUAUGCUCAGCUUCAAGCAGGGAAGGCCAUCUCCUCAAACAGUCGUCUAAAGACAUUAGCUGCCGAAUUUGAUUCUGACACGCAACUGAUUAGAGUUGGUGGACGACUCCGAAGAUGUCACCUACUGAGUCCUGACAUUCUUCACCCAAUUGUCCUAGACCCAGUCCAUCCAGUGACUAAACUACUAAUUCAGCAGUACGAUGCACAGCUCCAUCACCCUGGUACUGAAAGAGUCUUUGCUGAAAUCAGAAGACGCUUCUGGAUCUUGAGAGGUCGUCAAGCAGUAAGAUCUAUUCAACAUCACUGUACUGAGUGUCAAAGGUGGCGUGGCAAGCCCAAUAUACCUAAAAUGGCUGACUUGCCUCCUUCCAGUUUAAGACUCUUCCAACCAGCCUUUUACUCUACAGGCAUGGACUGUUUUGGCCCAUUUAUCAUCAAAAUUGGGCGCCGGAACGAGAAACGCUGGGGUAUAAUUUAUAAAUGUUUGACCACAAGGGCAGUGUACAUCGACCUUCUCUCUCAAGCUGACACAGACUCCUUCCUCAUGUCUCUACGUCGAUUCAUCGCCCGUAGGGGAAAACCUCAUGAGUUGUGCUCUGAUCAAGGUACUAAUUUCAAGGGUGGAGAUCGUGAGCUUAAGGAGGCCUUCAACAAUAUUCACCCUCAGUUACAAAGAGAACUUGCCAAGCAACAGAUUGACUUCCAUUACAAUCCACCAAACUCCCCACAUUUCGGAGGAUCCUGGGAAAGAGAAAUCAGAUCUCUUAAAGCUGCACUGUACACAACCAUUGGUGUGCAAACUGUCACAGAGGAAGUGCUCAGGACUGUCCUUGUUGAAAUUGAAGUAAUUCUAAAUUCAAAGCCAUUGGGAUACGUAUCCUCAGAUGUAGCUGAUCCUGAUCCAAUAACCCCUAAUUCUCUCUUAAUGGGCAGACGAGACUCUGCCUUGCCUCAGGUAAUUUACCCUGCAUCUGAACUGCUCAGUCGCAAGCGCUGGAGACACAGCCAGAUAUUGGCAGACCAGUUCUGGAGCAGUUAUAUGCGUAACUACCUGCCCGGACUCCAGUCUCGCCAGAAAUGGCAACAAGAGAAAGACAACUUGACAGUAGGGACAGUGGUUAUGAUUGCUGAUCCACAAUUCCCCAGAGCACUCUGGCCUGUUGGAACUGUGAAAUCUGUCCAGGUCGGAGCUGAUAAUAAAGUUAGAGCUGCAGAAAUCCAGAUCAAAGACAGAACCUACAUCAGACCUGUUGUCAGACUUAUUAAGCUCCCUUCACUUCCAGAAUGACUGUGAGUACUGGCCCAAGAUGCAAAUCUGCAAGCACAUUUGGGGGCGGCUGUACUAAAAUGGCGGCCAGUUAUUUAAUGUUCAUACAGUUCUAAUAUAUGUGUAAUGUUUGGUCGCUGUUUUUAUUUAGUCAGGCGUCAGUCACACACCUAUUGUUAGGACCCCGAUGUCUAAAGGACCCGGAUGCUGACGCAGCUUCACAGCAGAUAUGAUCGCUAUCAUUAUAACUAGCGUGUGACGAUUCUAACGGUGAUGAUAAUGCCAGUUCUCCCGCAAUAUUGAGUUAUCGCAUGUGUGCGUGCAUCAAAGAGUAAGUUUGUUUCUUCAUUAUACUGUGUUUAUAUUUGAUUGUUACAUUAGUCUUUCAAGACGUGUUUACCUCGUCUGUCAAGCACAUGUGCCUGUCAGCUAAUCUCUAGCCAAUCUUAUCAGACGAUCGCUGUUAGACGCACUUUCAGUGUUAAUGUCAUAGCAAAUACGGAUAUUAUUCAUUUGCAUAUUGAUGUUUAUCAGUGUGUAUAUUUACAUUUUAUUGUUGUUGUUUCCUUUUCUAGAACCACACUUAAUUAAAUAUUGUUCCAGUU
Carassius gibelio (silver crucian carp) is the source of this 6604-nucleotide messenger RNA. RefSeq lists its product as uncharacterized. Lineage: Eukaryota; Metazoa; Chordata; Actinopteri; Cypriniformes; Cyprinidae. Gene Ontology annotation, molecular function: nucleic acid binding. Gene Ontology annotation, biological process: DNA integration. The coding region runs from base 345 to 6020 and encodes 1891 amino acids. The transcript is spliced from 2 exons. The record is from RefSeq and is a predicted model, not a curated record.